This is a messenger RNA of Mycena citricolor, 2238 nucleotides long. NCBI's taxonomy places the organism in Eukaryota, Fungi, Basidiomycota, Agaricomycetes, Agaricales, Mycenaceae. The record is from the annotation of a GenBank genome assembly.
GCUAUCGCCAUCAACGACGACGACAACACUUACUAUACCGAAAUAUCACCCGAUAUCACCUUACUAAGCAGAUAUGAGGCAUAUGGUCACGGAGUGCCAGGACCCCCAGCACUUAGUCAGAUCCUGGCAUCAAGAUAGACCUUGACCCUAAUGGACGACGGUAGUCAACGCAAGGUCAAAGGCCUGAACAGAGAUGCGUGAUAUGGGAAAUCGGCGCUCUCGUUCGGGAGUAGAACAGAAGAUUCGCGCGUGAAAAUCAGGCCUCUGUUCGCCUCUACAACAUUUCAACAAGUUUCGAGCGGAAGUGAUCUAUUCCGUGUUGAUGUGGCAAUCUCUCUCCGCCCCAUGGCCGGCUCAUCUUAGUAGGGCUAGAUGUUACUGGAUGACAGAUCUCUUUCCUUGCGUGUCGGAGCGGGCUGAGAUCGUUUCAGGUCCAUCACAUCUCGGGGAAUCGGGUAGUCGGGUGGCCAACAUGUGAGAUCUCAGAGGAAACCAGUGCUGCAUGCAACAUGGUCGUCGAUCUCUAGAGUCGGAGUUGGGUCCUCCUGAAGAAUUGCACAAAUCGUGUCUGACGGCGCAGAAAAUUCCUCAGGAGGACUGGAGUACCAGCGAAGUACUAGCGGUGGUUUGGCUUCGGGAUCUUUCGACUCACUUGGAGAAUCCAUGCGACAGUGGGCAAGCGAGUCGAUGCGAUGAUAUCGAGUGAUAAGUACCGCUACACUUACAAUCAAUCAAACUUCAGACCUGCGGCCAUCAUGACGCCGAUCGACGACAAGUUCUCGUAUAAAGGGCAGCAGGGGCAGACUGCAUUUCCCCAGAACUGGUUUCUUUCUUCUCGCUCUUCUUCUUUUGCAUUUCGCCCCGACUAGCUCGCCCUUUUCAGAUCUUUUCAUUCGCCUUUCUAUUUCUUUUCACUUCUUUACACAUCAUGAAGUUCUCCGCCGCAUUCAUUACCGCCGCUCUUUACGUCGUUUCUGUCAGCGCUCACGAGCUCCCCUCGCGUUACGCUGGCCAGCGCCGUGGCAAUCAAUUCGUGACUGGUCCAUGCCAGCAAGAUUCUGAUUGUCAGCAAGGGUGCUGUGCCUUUAACACUGGAAAGUGUGCUGGCCCAGCUGUCGCUCAGACUCGGGAUGGAGGAUGCGGUCACGGAAGCCCGGCUCCUAACUGCAAUGUCGCAGCCGCCUUGAAGCUCUCCGACUGCGCGCCCGGUGCAGUGAAUGGCGAUCUGUCCAGCCCUGCCAUCCAGUCCGCUGCUGCGUUCGUGGCUAAGCUGGACAACAUCCCCUUCACCCCGACUGCACCUGCGGCCGCCCCUCCCGCCCCGCCCGCGAGCAACAACGCUGGCGGGGGAGGAACGCCCACGGUGGCUGCUCUCGCUGCUGGUCAAUCUGCACUCGGAUUCGUCACCUCGACUUGUGCCACCGACUCUGAUUGCCAGCAGGGAUGCUGUGCCUUCAACACUGGAAAGUGUGCCGGCCCGGCCAUUGCCCAGACCCGGGACGGAGGCUGCGGUCAUUCCAGCCCGGCUCCUAACUGCAACGUCGCGAAGGCUCUCGGUCUCAAUGAGUGUGCCGCUGGUGCUGUGAACGGCAACCUCCAGGACCCGAAGAUCCAGGCUGCCGCCGCCUUUGUCUCGAUUCUCGACAAUAUUCCGUUCACCCCGAGCGCUGGCUCUGCCGCUGCCGCGCCACCACCUGCUGCUGCUGCACCCCCGGCUUCGAACAACGCUGCCGGCGGAACCAAGUCGGUCUCGGCUCUUGCUGCUUCCCAGUCUCCUCUCGGAUUCGUCACCUCGACUUGCGCCACUGACUCUGACUGCCAACAGGGCUGCUGUGCAUUCAACACCGGAAAGUGCGCUGGUCCCGCGAUUGCCCAGACCCGUGACGGAGGCUGUGGUCACUCCAGCCCCGCCCCGAACUGCAACGUCGCCAAGGCCCUUGGUCUCAAUGAAUGUGCUGCCGGCGCUGUGAACGGAAACCUCCAGGACCCGAAGAUCCAGGCUGCUGCCGCCUUCGUCUCCAUCCUCGACAACAUCCCCUUCACCCCUGCGUAAAUGAGUAAUGCCACGGAGAUUGAUGAGAAAUAGUUCCCACCACCUGCACUGUAUGACCUAGGCUAUUAGUAGGAUAUCGGCUGUGUCGAUAACGCGAAUGAAAAAAUUGGGGGUGUUUGCAAGAAACGUGCUGUUAUCGAACACAUUGGAAGCUCGCUCUGGUCCGCCCCGAGGCGCAUCAGUCG